UUUCUCUCUCCGAAGCUCAGAAAUUUGGCCUUCUAAGCUUCAAUUUCCUUUGGGAAGUGAAAUCCGGUGCAGAAUUGGAGGCUUUAGUCAAAGAGAAAGAAUGUCAAGUGGAGCAACGCACUGGUGUUACGAAUGCAGGCAGCCAAUCGUGCUCGGAGGGAGGGAUGUUGUUUGUCCCUACUGUGAUGGAGGGUUCGUUCAAGAACUUAAUGAAUUGCAAGGAUUUGCGCCUCAACAUGCCUUUCCAUCAUCACAGAUGGGGGAGUUUCAUCAGAUGCCUGAUUUUUUCGAUGCUUUGCAUGCUUUUAUGGGGCGGAGGGGUCCUGAUCCAAGGUUUGGUUUUAUAGAUGCUGUGGAUAAUUUCAUGAGGCAGAGAAUGGCUGGAAGGCACCCCAAUUUUGAUGUUAGAGGGAGGUCUGGUCCUGCCCCGGGUCCUGAACAGAGUUGGGGUGUUGUUAGUUCUGGUCCUUAUUUGAUCUUUCACGGUCAAGUUCCUGGAUUCACCUUGGCUAAUGGUGGCAGUCCAAGAGGUGGUCCGAGGGGUGUUGAUUUCGGUGAUUACUUUAUGGGCCCUGGACUUGAAGAACUUAUUGAGCAACUCACCAUGAAUGAACGGCGUGGUCCACCCCCAGCUGCACGUUCUUCAAUUGACGCAAUGCCUACUAUUAAGAUCACGAGUGCGCAUCUUCGCCAAGAUUCACACUGUCCCGUGUGUAAAGAGAAAUUUGAACUGGGAUCUGAAGCCAGAGAGAUGCCAUGUAACCAUAUUUACCACACUGAUUGUAUUGUUCCUUGGUUGGUUCAGCAUAACUCGUGUCCUGUUUGCCGUGUUGAACUUCCACCUCAAGGACAUGUUAGUUCUCGUGGUAGUCGAAGUGGGGGUGGAAGGAACGCCAAUAGUAGUGGUGACAGCGACAGCAGCUCCAGGAGCAGGGAGAGCAGCCAUCAGAGCCAAGGAAGGAGACAUCCUCUAUCAUUUCUGUGGCCGUUCCGUUCUUCCAGUUAAAACAAUAAUCAUGGAAGCUUCUUCUAGUUCAAAUGAUAAUCAUGGAUAAUAGACUGUCCAAUAAUGCUUGUAUCUUAAAAUUCGGAGGAGAAAGAGCUUUUUUAAAAAUGUUGCAUUUUAAACUUUAUCUCAUGUAUGGAAGAUGGUAGAUAGAAGUUUGUUACAAUCUUUGUACAUGCAAUUUGCUUGCUUAGUUGAAUCUCUUUGAAACUUUUA
Messenger RNA from Arachis duranensis, 1222 nucleotides. RefSeq names its product probable E3 ubiquitin-protein ligase RHC1A. The record is from RefSeq and is a predicted model, not a curated record. The transcript is spliced from 2 exons. Bases 101 to 1006 code for a protein of 301 amino acids. NCBI's taxonomy places the organism in Eukaryota, Viridiplantae, Streptophyta, Magnoliopsida, Fabales, Fabaceae. Gene Ontology annotation, biological process: protein ubiquitination. Gene Ontology annotation, cellular component: cytoplasm. Gene Ontology annotation, molecular function: ubiquitin protein ligase activity.